AUGGCCGAACAACAAGCGCAGCAGCAACAACGAGCGUCUCUCAGAGCUGAGGAAUUUUCAUCGCUGAUGUCAGCUACCGCAACACCUGCAGGCCCAGCUGGUCGCCGCGCGUCACGUUCCAUCUCGAAGCGCAGGGCCAGCGAGAGUAGACAGCGUAGCCUUAGCCGUAAGCGAUCACAGUCACGUGACCGCGUGAGCUGGGCCGAUGCAGCAAGGCACGGUGCCAAGAAAGCACAGGGGGGGUACCACCACCACCACCUCCAAUACCACCGCAACGACCAAGACCAUUCGCACCAGCAAGACCAUCAAUGGCAACAACAACAGCAAGACGAGGGAAGACGAGGCGAUGAGGACGUAGAAGGAAGCCAACGAGGCACUCCGGCGUAA
Molecule: messenger RNA, 387 nt
Organism: Dermacentor andersoni
Lineage: Eukaryota; Metazoa; Arthropoda; Arachnida; Ixodida; Ixodidae
Source: RefSeq, a predicted model, not a curated record